Messenger RNA from Amphimedon queenslandica, 1101 nucleotides. RefSeq names its product AN1-type zinc finger protein 1-like. Gene Ontology annotation, molecular function: zinc ion binding. Bases 22 to 825 code for a protein of 267 amino acids. Lineage: Eukaryota; Metazoa; Porifera; Demospongiae; Haplosclerida; Niphatidae. The transcript has 9 exons. The record is from RefSeq and is a predicted model, not a curated record. Gene Ontology annotation, cellular component: cytoplasm.
AUUAAAUCGAAUUUCGUUUUGAUGGGUGUGGUUGUAUGUACUUUGUCCCCGACUCCCCGCCCAUUGCCAAUGAAAAUGGACAUUGGAAGUCAUUGCUCUGUUUCUUCUUGUAGAAAACUAGACUUCCUCCCUUUUGUCUGUGACGGAUGUAAGAAAAUAUUUUGCUCAGAUCACAGAAGUUCUGAAACUCAUAAUUGUAUCUCCAUUUCUACAUCAUCACCAGCAGAAGUGUGUGGCAUCAGUAAAGCACCAAAGCUUACUGUAUCUUGUAGUCUUCCUCAUUGUCAUCACACUGAUUCUAUUGUAGAAGUAGUGUGCAAAGAUUGUGGAAAUGUGUACUGUUUGAAUCACCGUAAUCCUGUUGAGCAUAAUUGUAGUUCACUAUUGAUCAAGUCAAAACCACAGAGUAUCCACCAUUCCUCUUCCUCCUCUACCUCCUCUUCAUUAUUUCAAAGGAAACCACAAGGUCCAGCCUCAGUUACUCUUUCAGCUAAAGUAGCUCUGAUGAAACUCAAACAAAAAGCAAUGCCUUUGGCAUCUACUGGAAUACCUGAUUCUGAGAAAGUAUUUUAUGAAAUAACAUUACCAAAGGAAUAUGGAAAGAAAAACUAUCCAGUGCUUUUAUCAAAGGAAUGGAGUGUGGGAAAAGUAGUGGAUAGUAUUUCAGUAAAAUUCAAACUACAAAAUAAUAAUGACAAAGUUGGAGCUAAGAAGUUAGUACUGUUGAAUUCUGCUAGUGAUCAACUGUCAAUGAGUGCUAAAAUUGGCGAUUUAGUAGAAACAAAUUACCCUAAUGGUUCAUCACUUCAACUUGAGUAUCUGUAAUGACUUUUUAGGCAUUAUUAUUAUUAUUAUUAUUAUUAUUAUUAUUAUUAUUAUUAUUAUUAUUAUUAUUAUUAUUAUUAUCAUCAUUAUCAUCACUAUCAACAAACAGGGCAAAACAAGUUAAAAAUAAGUUAAAAGAAAUAAAGAAGGAAAAUUAGAUUAUUAUUGUUAUUAUUAUUGAUUAUUUUAUUUAUUAUUAUUCAUGUACCAUUGCAUAGCCCUGUUUUUGUGAAGCUGUGAAAUUCAUUGUUAUUUUGGUGAUAUUUAUGGGCUGAA